Messenger RNA from Clonostachys solani, 1011 nucleotides. The record is from the annotation of a GenBank genome assembly. Lineage: Eukaryota; Fungi; Ascomycota; Sordariomycetes; Hypocreales; Bionectriaceae.
AUGAACAACAUCCUCGCCCACUUGAUAGCCCACAACAACCCAAGCUCUCUCAAGAUGUAUGGCUCCUUGUUUCGCGUCGUCGCCUUUGGGCUCCUCAACUACAAUGUCCUCGCUGCCCUGUCAGCGUCGCAACCUGUGCAGCGCCCCCCCGGACUCUGGCCACAUCUAGCCGAACAAGGCCGCGCUUCCCGGCCUCUCAUCGACUUCAUAGAUGGGUACUUCACCGCGAAGAACCUGCAUCAGCCAGAGGCUUGGAUAUCCUACUUCCACCCUACCGAGGGGACAUACGGAGACGUCGGCCUCGGCAACCUCUUCGCCCAACCGCAGCUAGGGCCUGUUAUCGAGACUCUUAUGGGUACUUGGGCCCCUGAUUCAAAAUCGUAUCCCCUGCGCAUCGUGGGCGACACCAACAGCGCCUUGCUGUACAUGGUUGACACGCCGGAUAUGUUCGGCGACGAGCUUCGCGUCCUUGUAGCUUUGGACUUUAAAGACGGCUUGAUCGUGCGGGAGGUGGAUUAUUGGGAUCCUCGCCGGAACGCUGCAGCCAAGGCGAAUAGGCAGCCACCAGAGCAGUAUCCGACUGACUUCGCCUCGGCCCUAUCCUCCAACACGACCAAUAUCACCCUUCGAGGGGUUGUGAGUCGGUUCUCGUCGGCACUGUCGAACGGAGACUACAAAUCGGCUGUUUCACUGCUUGCACCCGACGUAGUGCUCGAAGACUUCUCGCUGCGUGCUAGAAUCGACGGUCGACUGGCCGUCGAAAAGUACUUAAAGAGGGCCGUGGUCUCGCUCCCGUACGGCACUGGCUCCGUCGUAAAUCACAUCGUGGGCAACGAAGAGGGCGGUGCUUACGAGUGGACUGGUACCCCGAAGGCUGUUGGCCGUAACGGGAUAACCGCCAUUGAACUCGACGAAGGUAAUCUGAUCACUCGGCUCACUAGUGUAUGGGAUACGUUUAAUGCUAGUGACAACACUAUGGAGUCGUUGGUCAGGUUGUCGAUUGAGCCUUAA